Molecule: messenger RNA, 858 nt
Organism: Theileria parva strain Muguga
Lineage: Eukaryota; Apicomplexa; Aconoidasida; Piroplasmida; Theileriidae
Product: CS domain protein
Exons: 3
Coding region: 1-858 (285 amino acids)
Source: RefSeq, a predicted model, not a curated record
AUGAAAUUGAUUUAUUUUAUAUAUUUUUUUAAUAUCGCACACACAACUAGGCAUUCACAGUCAAUUAAUAACUUUGGGUUGAAUUGUUUUUGUUUUUUACAUAGUAGCACUUUUUACAACAAUAAAAAGAAUAUUGAAAGGAGGUUUUCGGCUUUUAGUAAAGGAGGUAAAGAGCUCGAGGAUUAUGAAUCUGGGCUAACGGAAGAGGACUUGAAUACCAUAAAUGAAUAUCUGGCUGAUAUCAAAUCUGGAGUUUAUGGACUAGAGAGUAAGAAAGAGCUUGAAAAGUUGGAAAAGGACUAUGAAAAAAAUCACCAUGAAACUAAUUUUGACCUUAAGGACGUUCUCAACACAAAGAACGAAAAGUUAGAAAAGGAAAUGAACAAAAUUUUUGACCUUUCAAAUCUCCCAAGUUCAGAAAACAGCAAAAUUAACUGGGAAGAUUUGGAAAACCAAAUUUCAGAAGGUAAAAAGAAGUGUUUAGAUGUAGAAGAGAUGAAAAAAACGGUUCACUCAAUUUACAGAGAAAAGGGAUUAUUAUCUGAAACGUUCAAAGUUUUAGAGAUUUCAGGCCUAAAGCUUAAGUGGAGACAAUCGUUAGGUAAUAUAGAAAUAUACUUCACAGCAGAUCAAUCCACAAAAAAGAAGGACUACGAAAUCAAGUUUCUCCCAUCCACUCUUACCAUUAUAAACCUAGAAAAGGUCCUACUCGAGAAGACUCUGUUUGGGAAAGUUGACUGUGAUGGGUGUUUUUGGACCAUGUACAAGGACCCUUCUACGGGAACAAAGUACGUUAAUAUUAAUCUAAGAAAGCGUCCACCGAAGUUUAAUACCAUGUGGGAUAGUAUUUUUGUCUAA